CCCCUAACGCUGACAAUCAGCAGUGUGUGUGUGUGUGUGUGUGUGUGGGGACAAUCUUUAUAAGAGCCGCUGCACAUCCCACGUCCAGCCCAUAAUCAGAUCCGAAAACCCGUAGGUGAGGAGAAGGUUGAACCUCCUUCCAUCAUUCGUCAGGGAGGGAGGCUGCGCGCACGCACACACACACACACACACACACACGCGCGCGCACAGAGACAACCAGGGCACCGGUGGCCGUGUCGCCUCCUCGGCCGAGAUCCACUCUCUGGGACUCCUCUUUAAGAACUCUCCCCUUACCACCUGCAACAACCCCAACACCCCCCCCACGACAACAAUGCAGCUAGAGAACAUCCUUCCCAGCGCGAGCAUCAAUUUACCCAAAACCUUUUACAACCUCUCGUCGUCGGACAGCGUCGCCAACAGCCCGAGGCCCGCGGCCGCGUCGCAGCAGCAGCAGCAGCAGCAGCUCGAGUACCAAGACGUCGACCGGACGGAGUCGGAGUCGAGCAGCGCGCCCAAGAAGUACCUGAGCGGGGCGGUGGGCGGCGGGAUGCUGGGCGAGGCGGGCGACGCAUUCACCGCCAAGUCCGCGCCCGACGCGAGGAAAGGCUCCCCGGUGCUCGGCGAGGACGAGCUGGCGAGCGGGCGGCGCUACAGCAUAGACGAGCUGGGCUCCGACAGAUACUUCAUCUCGUCGUCCCAGGCGAGUGCCGACAUGGCGAGCCCCUGUUCCCUCUUCCCCUACGCAGGACAGGCCGGCUCCGUGUACCCGGGCUCCGGCGGCUCCAGGUACCCGGCGUCGCUUCAUUACGGAUCCGUGCUGCCGCCCGCGGGCUUCUCCUCGUCGUCCGUGUGCACCGGCCGGAGUCAGUUCGCCGGCGCCGGGUACCAGUUCAGCCAGGGGCCCGGCUGCUUGUACCCCUCCUACCCCGGGACGGGCACGGGCAUCGGCUCCAUGUCGCUGCCGGGCUCCGCCGCCGGAGCCCGGGCGCAGGUGUACCUGUGCAACCGGCCCCUGUGGCUCAAGUUCCACCGGCACCAGACCGAGAUGAUCAUCACCAAACAGGGCAGACGGAUGUUUCCGUUCCUCAGUUUCAACAUCACCGGACUGAACCUCACGGCACAUUACAACGUGUUUGUAGAAGUGGUGCUGGCCGACCCGAACCACUGGCGCUUUCAGGGGGGAAAGUGGGUCACGUGUGGCAAAGCAGACAAUAAUAUGCAAGGCAACAAGAUGUAUGUUCACCCUGAAUCUCCGAACACUGGUGCUCACUGGAUGAGGCAAGAAAUCUCUUUUGGCAAGUUGAAGCUGACCAACAACAAAGGGGCCAACAACAACAACACACAGAUGAUCGUGUUGCAGUCGCUUCAUAAAUACCAGCCACGGCUGCACAUUGUGGAGGUGACGGAAGACGGAGUGGAGGACAUGAGCAACGAGGCCCGAACUCAAACCUUCACCUUCCCAGAGAACCAGUUUAUAGCCGUGACCGCCUACCAGAACACAGACAUCACACAGCUGAAGAUAGAUCACAACCCAUUUGCAAAAGGCUUCCGGGACAAUUAUGACUCUUCCUUAUUUCUGUUGCACAGGAUGUACACCGCCCCGGAGAGUGACCGGUUGACCCCGUCCCCGACAGACUCCCCCCGCUCCACCCAAAUCGUGCCUGGGGCCCGCUACGCCAUGCAGCCUUUCUUUCAGGACCAGUUUGUCAACAACCUGCCUCAGAACCGCUUCUACACCGGCGAACGGGCCGUGCCCCAGACCAACAGCCUCCUCUCACCGCAGAGCGAGGACGCCAGCGCGGCCGCCGCCUCCGCCGCCGCCCAGCGCUGGUUCGUCCCCCCGGUCCAGCAGCCGGGCUCCAACAAGCUGGAUCUGUCCUACGACAAUGACUAUUCCACCAGUAGCCUGCUGUCCUACGGCAUAAAGCCGCUGUCCCUACAGACGUCCCACGCCCUCAGUUACUACCCGGACUCGGCCUUCGCCUCCAUGGCGGCGGGCUGGGGCACCAGAAGCACUUACCAGCGCAAGAUGACCACGGGCCUGCCCUGGUCCCCGCGCCCGAGCCCCCCGGCCUUCCCCGAGGACCAGCUGGGGGCCACAAAGGACAAGCUGCCGGAGGAGAGCGCGCCGCCGGCCUCGACCUGGAUCGAGACGUCCCACUCGCUGAAAUCAGUUGACUCUAGCGACUCUGGCGUGUACUCCAUGGUGUGCAAGAGGCGCAGGAUGUCCCCCGGGGGCUCGAGCACAGAGAACUCCCCCACCAUCAAGUGUGAGGACUUGACUACGGAGGAGUACAACAAGGACAACCCAAAAGGCAUGGGUUAUUAUGCAUUCUACACAAGCCCCUAAGACUGUAUUUAUUGAAACUCUAUAUGAAUUCUUUUGAGUGCUCUCCAUUCCUUGUUAAUGUCUUUUUUCUCUUCUCUCUAAAGGUGCCAAAGCUUAGUGUUGCCCCCCCCCCCCCCCCCCCCCCCCCCAAUCCCCCCAAAGCAAGCUGCACACGGUUAUUUUCCCAGGCCAGUCCCUCUAACUCACAUACCUGAACAUGCGUAGUGAUUGUUGUUUUUGGAAAAGAAAAGCAUGUCCCCUUUUUUAAUUCAUUUAUUUUUUACAGAAAGAACUUUUUUCCUUCUUCUUCACAAAUGUGAUUUUAUUUUUCUUUCUUUUUAUUCUCCAGCGUAUUUAAGUCAUUUUUGUUGUACAGUAUUCGUGCACUUUAGAAUGUGAUGUAUCUUGUACAAAUUGUCUUCAUGGAGGUGUGAUUAAAUGGAUAAUAAAAAAAACGGCUUUUCAUAAAGCGUUGUCCAAACGUC
Molecule: messenger RNA, 2814 nt
Organism: Scophthalmus maximus (turbot)
Lineage: Eukaryota; Metazoa; Chordata; Actinopteri; Pleuronectiformes; Scophthalmidae
Gene: eomesa
Product: eomesodermin homolog a
Exons: 6
Coding region: 332-2350 (672 amino acids)
Biological process (GO): regulation of transcription by RNA polymerase II; endodermal cell fate specification; mesoderm formation
Cellular component (GO): nucleus
Molecular function (GO): RNA polymerase II cis-regulatory region sequence-specific DNA binding; DNA-binding transcription factor activity, RNA polymerase II-specific
Source: RefSeq, a predicted model, not a curated record